ACGUGCAUUGUAACUGGUGACAAGUUUUAUUUGUAAUUAACAAUGGCAGAGGACGUGAAGCCGGAAGUGAUUAAAAAAACGCAAGAUUUACUUGGAAAGUAUUUUAAAAAACCACCCCUCACAGAGAAAUUACUGAAGAAACCACCGUUUCGAUUUCUUCAUGAUAUUGUUUUAGCUAUCAUCAAUGAAUCUGGUUUCUUGGAUGGUUUAUUCACAGAAGAAGAGUUAAAUUCUGAGAACAUAAAGAACAAAGAGGCAAAACUUGCUUUUUUAACAAAGUUAAUUGAUGUUGUCAAAUUAGCUACUGGUAUUAAUCUAACUGUAAGAGCUAAUAAGAUAGUCUCUGGUCAGGAACCAACUAAAACAAAUGAAUUACUACAGGCAAUUGGAAAAGCUUUAGAUAAAAAGAUAAGCAGCAAAGACGCUAUCGAACGAUAUAAAAAAAAUAUAGCGAAAGGUAAAUCUACUUCAAAAAGUAAAUUAUCUGUAGGAAAAGAGGAAAGAUCAAAGGAUGGGUCACAUAAAAAAAUUUCAACAGAUAAAGAAAAAUCUACAGAACAAAGAAAAAAAGUUUCCAGUACAAAUAACUUAGCAGAAACAGAACGUAAAAAUGAAAGCCAUGAAUCUCAAACAAAUACUGAAAUUAAAACACAAGCUGAGCCAUCUCAGAAUAAAGUUCCUUCAUCUGCACAUAAAAGAAAGUCUUCAUCUGCUAAACUCAAACAAAAAGUACCUGCUGUGUCUUCAUCUGAAACAAUAACUUCUCAAACAAACAGAGAUAAAAAGAUGGAGGAAAGUAAAAAACUAAAAGAAUCUGAAAAUCAAACAAAGCAAAUAAUGCAGGAUGAAAAUAAAUCCCAAGAUCAGACACCACAUAUGGUAGAUACUAUCCAUUCAGAAUUUAAAUUUACAGAUAAUAAUGAGAUCGGUAAAAUAGAUGAGAAUACGAAGCCAGUAGAAUAUAAAGAAAAUGAAAUGAGAAAUAAUGAAGCUCCUCUUCAAAGCAAUGGAAAAUCGGAUCACAUAGCACCAGAAGUUCAAAAAUCUCAAUUAGAAAAUAUCGAUGUUAGUAAUUUAGAAACAAAUUCUAGGCCAAAAACUUCGUUACGUCCACCUUCCUCAAGGCCAAUUAGUGCUAGACCUGCAGCACCCAGAAUAAGAGGAAAGGCAGAGUUAUCUAUUAAUGAAGAAAUACUAACACCAAUGGGAACUAUUAGUGUCAUUGUAGAAAAUGCUGAUACUAGGGAGGAUGACGCUGAAGAUAUGGUAGUAAUGGAAACAAAAGGAAGCAAAGGUGAUUCCUUAGAAAACAAUAUUUAUAAAGCUAAUGAUCAAUUAACACAAGAACAUGGACAUCUCGUUGCUCAAAUAUUAGAAACGCAAAAAGAAUUGGUUAACAACGAAAACGUUGAUGUCAUACCAAGAAAGACAAAUAUUGCAUGGGAUACAAGUUCGAAACGGGACGUAAUUACAAAAGAAAUUGACAAAUUGCGUAAUACAAUACAAUCUUUAACGCGUGCAACAAAUCCGCUUGGGAAAUUAUUAGAUUAUUUUCAGGAAGAUGUAGAAAUUAUGCAGAAAGAAUUAUUAGACUGGAGAAAUCAGUAUCAAGAAGUAAAUGAACAGCUAAAAAUAGAAAAAAUAAAAACACAAGAAUUGAUAGAACCUAUGAGAGAAACGUUGAAAGAAAUAGAGUACAACAUGAAGACACAUCUUGACAAAAUAUGUCAAGCAAAGUUACAAAUUAUGAAAAAUGAUCAACGAAUACAAACUUUAUUAAAUGGUAAUGUCUAAUGUUUUUAAACACAAGUAUUACA
Messenger RNA from Osmia bicornis bicornis, 1817 nucleotides. It is a transcript of the gene IFT54, whose product is annotated as TRAF3-interacting protein 1. The transcript is spliced from 10 exons. Gene Ontology annotation, molecular function: microtubule binding. Gene Ontology annotation, biological process: cilium assembly; intraciliary transport; regulation of microtubule cytoskeleton organization. The record is from RefSeq and is a predicted model, not a curated record. Bases 43 to 1794 code for a protein of 583 amino acids. Gene Ontology annotation, cellular component: axoneme; ciliary basal body; centrosome. NCBI's taxonomy places the organism in Eukaryota, Metazoa, Arthropoda, Insecta, Hymenoptera, Megachilidae.